Molecule: messenger RNA, 2804 nt
Organism: Hippocampus zosterae (dwarf seahorse)
Lineage: Eukaryota; Metazoa; Chordata; Actinopteri; Syngnathiformes; Syngnathidae
Product: E3 ubiquitin-protein ligase rnf146-like
Exons: 3
Coding region: 768-1940 (390 amino acids)
Biological process (GO): Wnt signaling pathway; ubiquitin-dependent protein catabolic process
Cellular component (GO): nucleus; cytoplasm
Molecular function (GO): zinc ion binding; poly-ADP-D-ribose binding; ubiquitin protein ligase activity
Source: RefSeq, a predicted model, not a curated record
UUAGCAUAAAGUUUUCAUUGACGCUCGUCGAUUGAUUACCAUCGUAGUUGUUGUCGUGCAUUAAAAUAACACAACUCCGUUUUACUUUUAGUUGAUUUUGCUGUUAAACUAUCUUACAAUUCCAGGGCCUUUUAAACAUUUUUAACAUCCACAUGCGACUUACUUCUGAAUCGGGCAUUAUCCUUCUGACGUCAAAUCCGGCGCAACGUUACUUGCCUAAACCUACCUUUCCCUGGAUCGGCCUUCUACGGGUCUGCAGCUGGACUCUUCUCGUUGGACCUUUUCAAAUUAACCUCUAAUCAAAACAAAAUACGCAACGCAUUCUGUAGAAAGGUGAAAGGCGAAUGUCCAGUUCAGGUUUUACACGUUAACUGAUAUGUAUCAGUACUUUAUCACGUAAAGUAGAACAUUCUACACCUAAACACCAGUUACUUUAGCACAUACUUCAAGCAAUCUUUGUAUCUCUUCCGUUUGAUUUGACAUUUGCGACACUGUAGUCAAUAUUAUUGUAGUCGGAAAUUGAUUUAAUCACUAUAAAACUGCGUACUUCUCACCUUUGUACAAAAGAAUAAUUUGACAAUUCCCUAACAUGACGAUAACAUUCUUUUUAGGGCGUUUGUGUUCCUUUGGAUUUACUGUAUUAACAGGAACGUCAACAUCUCGGAUGUGACGUAAUUGAUCAUCGAAAUUCCGAGGUCAAAUUUGGAAAGUCCGCCAGCACGUCUCAUGAUCCAUGAACAUUAAGGUGACUUAAUUACGUGCUAAGGAUGGCUAGCUGUGGGGAAGUAGACCACUCUGUUAGCUCACUUCCCCCAAGUAAGAAAGGCGGCGGCGGUAACAACAGCAGCAGCAAUGUUGCCGCUGGUAGCGGGAGCAGUACCGAAACAUUGUGUCCUGGAUCCAACAACACGUCCCCGGCGCUCUCUGUACCCGAGUGUGCCAUCUGUCUGCAGAGCUGCGUCCACCCAGUGCAACUCCCAUGCCACCACGUCUUCUGUUUCCUGUGUGUAAAGGGGGCAUCCUGGCAGAGCAAGCGCUGUGCUCUCUGCAGACAGGAAGUGCCGGAUGACUUCUUGGAAAGGCCCACACUUCUCUCUCCAGAGGAGCUGAAAGCGUCCGCAGGAGGUCGGGGCGGGGAAGUGAGUGAUCACGCCUGGUAUUACGAGGGCCGCAAUGGUUGGUGGCAAUAUGAUGUACGAACCAGCCGUGAGCUGGAGGACGCUUUCUCCAAGGGCAAGAAGACGGCGGAGAUGCUCAUCGCUGGGUUUUUGUAUGUAGCCGAUUUGGAGAACAUGGUGCAGUACAGGCGUAAUGAACAUGGACGUCGGCGCAAAAUGAAGCGGGAUGUUUUGGAUAUUCCUAAGAAGGGAGUGGCUGGGCUACGUUUGGACACUGAGGCCGUCACAGGGGCAAUUGGGGCAGCAGGUCGAGAAAACUCUGCUGAUGGAGCCGAUACCACAGCAGCUGGUGUGCAACAGCAGGGCGUGGUCCUCUCUUCCACGACGUCAGCCCCUCUGCCCACUGCAAGGCCUCCAACUCACUUGGGCGGUCAACCUGGCGGCAGCAGCAGCCCCGCGCUGGAGGACGCUCUCUCACAACUCCAACUCAGCCACAGGCCCACUCCUUUUCAUGAGCGAUCUGGGGCAGGUGAAGGAGAGGAAGAAGAUGAAGAGGACGAGGCUUCACCCUCCAGGUCCUCUGACCCUCACACCUCGGUGGACGAAUCCGGCUCUGGAGACUGGAGCGAUGACGAAGAUCAUGAUGAAGGGGAAGGGGGAGGCAAUGGUGAGCAUGAGCCAUGGGAGGAUUGGCCGCAGAGGCAAAGACUGAACCCUGAGGACAGAGCCCUCCCUGGCGCAGAGUCCAUUUCCCCCCCUUCAUCAUCUACGAGCGGAAGGUCCCGAAUGGCGGAUGGCCAGUGUGCAGUGACUGAAGUGUGAAGUUUGUCCGAAAUCAAGUCACUGUUUGGUUCCAUUAAUUUAUUCUCUUUUUUGUGCUCUCAUUCAUUCGUUCACUGCUCACAAACUGAUUAUGUGCUCGAGCAGCUCUGACAGGCUGCUUAUUUUAAGUCAGGAGCUCCUGUCGUGUAAUUUGACCAUCUGCGACAUGUCUUGAGAGCGAGUGAGAAUGGGGUCGUUCGGAACUGCGUCAUUCUCACCGUGAAUAGCUGCAUUCUAAUCAUUAACUCUCUCAGCUAACAUGACACACAUGGAAUUCAACAUGUGGCUGUUGACUAACGCCCAACCUCUCGGAUACGUUUGCUUUCAGAGUUAGCAAAUUGUGAAUUUUCAGUACACUUGAGUAUGUGAAAGAGUAAAGUCUCCUGAUCUUUUACUCGCCAUUGAGUUUUGAUAUCGGCAUUUGACCUCUCAACUGCUGCUGCUGCAUAUAUAUAUAUAUACACAUUUCGCACUAAAAUUGUUCAAACUCUUGAAGUAAUUGGAACUUUAACGUUAAGCAUUAGUGUUGUACAUUUAUAAGUUGGCUACAACCCGAGUAUCCUCACUGAUGUGUUGCUAAAAUAGAAGGUGAAACUGGUGCAUGUUUGAAGAGAGUUAUUUUAACGCUACAUGUGACAAGAUGCUCUUGAUAUUUUGGGUUUGGUGUGGCUAAAUGUCCUUUGGUUUUAAAUCCGAUGCGGCAUUAAAUACAUCAAGCCGUUCCGAAUCAAAAAGUUUGAAGUUAUUCAACGAGCUUAAUCUCCUCAGUUGUUACCACUUUAAAUUGAUUUUUUUUUUGGUAAUCAUUUUUGCUUGGCUUUUUUUUACUUGGGUUUGUGAAUUUAAUAAAUGGUCAUUUCAUCA